Molecule: messenger RNA, 2975 nt
Organism: Phalaenopsis equestris
Lineage: Eukaryota; Viridiplantae; Streptophyta; Magnoliopsida; Asparagales; Orchidaceae
Product: pentatricopeptide repeat-containing protein At3g12770-like
Biological process (GO): RNA modification
Molecular function (GO): protein binding; zinc ion binding; RNA binding
Source: RefSeq, a predicted model, not a curated record
UUUUUCCAAUAAAAACUUUUGAACUUCCCAAAAAAUUGCCGGAGUGAUCCUUACACUCUCUCCCGCAAGCUUUGAAAUUUCCUUUCAUCGCCAUGAUUACAAAAUGGCUUCCCGCGCUCUGCUCUCGCGCCGCUCUCUUCCAUUCCUUCGACUCCACUCCUCUUGCUCCUCCUUCGCCUUCUUUUAUUUCACCCCUUCCCCUCAAGCCUACCUUGCUUCCCCCUUCUCUCAAACGCAAAAACCCCACCUUUAUAGCUCCCUCGCUCACCAGCUUCUCGAUGAAAUCUCCCAACCGGAGUUCUCUUACUGCAACAACACCAUUACUUACCUCUCCCACCGACGCUCCUUCUCUGAAGUGCUCCAAUUCUAUGUCAUCAUCCUUCGAAGUGGCCAUCUCCCUAAUGGCUCGACUCUCCCAUGCGUCCUCAAGGCCUGCACUGCUCUCCCCGCCCUCUUCUUUGGAUACGCCGUUCACGCCCAUAUCAUCCGCCAUGGUUUCGAGGCUGCCACCUUCAUUCAGAACGGAGUCAUCGUAAUGUAUUCGAGGUUUGGCGAUAUUUUUACCGCCCAUCAGGUGUUUGAAAAUUUGCCUCAUCGGAAUGUGGUCUCCUGGACCUCAAUUAUAUCCGGCUAUGCUCAGAACGGAUUUCCUCUGCAAGCUCUUCAUAUUUUCCGAACGAUGAGGUUGGAUUCGCCUAUCGCUCCAGAUUUCAUAGCACUGGUUAGUGUUUUGAAGGCUUAUAUGGACGUGGGAGAUUUGGAGCAGGGAAGAUGUGUUCAUGGUUUGGCGGUGAAGUUUGGGCUUGUGGAUGAACCGGAUUUGCUCAUUACUCUCACUUCCAUGUAUGCAAAGUGUGGUCUGGUGGAUACUGCAAGGGCCAUGUUUGAUCAGGUUUCUUUACCGGAGCUAAUCCUUUGGAAUGCAAUGAUCUCUGGGUAUGCAAAGAACGGGCAUGCAGAGGAAGCAGUGAAGCUCUUCAAGAAGAUGGUUGCGAACGAGAAGAUUGAACCAGAUUCAAUCACUUUAAGAUCAGCCAUUCUGGCUUGCGCCCAGGUUGGAUCUCUCGAAUCUGCGAAUUGGAUUUGGGAGUUUGUUAGUAGCAGCGUUUUGAAAGAUGACGUUUUUGUUAACACGGCCAUCAUUGAUAUGUACGCCAAGUGUGGAAGUGUUGUUCUCGCUCGCAAGGUGUUUGAUAGUAUUCCUCAGAAGGAUGUUGUUGUGUGGAGUGCCAUGAUCAUGGGCUAUGGAUUGUAUGGGCAGGGGAAGGAAGCCAUUAAUCUCUUCCAUGAGAUGAUUCAAUCUCAGGUUAGACCAAACGACGUCACAUUCAUUGGUUUGCUUUCAGCUUGCAAGCAUGCCGGAUUGGUUCAAGAUGGUCGAAAAUGCUUUCAUUUGAUGAGAAACCAUGCCGUCAAGCCUCGUCAUCAACAUUAUGCUUGCAUAGUCGAUCUUCUUGCUCGUGCUGGAUACCUCGAAGAAGCUCACGAGUUUAUCAGAGAAAUGCCAAUGGUGCCAGAGGUGACUGUAUGGGGGGCUUUACUGAAUGCAUGCAGGAUACAUGGCCAUGUGGAACUAGGAAAAUAUGCAGCUGAAAGAGUUUUUGCCAUAGAACCAUGGAAUGCAGGGCACUAUGUUCAACUUUCCAACAUAUAUGCUUCCGCUGGUUUGUGGAAAGAUGUUGCAAAAGUUCGCUUAUUAAUGAGGGAAAUUACGAAGGCCACGGGAUUCAGCUCUAUUGACAUUAAUGGAAAGAUUCAAUCUUUUUAUGCCGGGGACAAGUCUCACCCGAGAUCCAAGGAAAUAUUUGCGAAGCUGGAUGAACUGGAGAGGAAGCUAAAAAAAAAUGGAUUUUUACCUCAUACUGACUCUGUCUUGCAUGAUCUGGGGCUUGAGGAGAAGGAGCUAUCUUUGUGUAAUCACAGUGAGAGGAUAGCAAUGGCAUAUGGUCUUAUCUGCACUCCCCCUCGCAUGACCCUUCGAAUUACGAAGAAUCUUCGUGCCUGUGUCAACUGCCACUCUGCCACUAAGCUUAUUUCGAAGAUUGUGGAACGAGAAAUAAUUGUUCGAGAUGCAAAUCGUUUUCAUCACUUCAAAGAUGGUUUCUGUUCUUGUGGUGAUUACUGGUGAUGGGACUAGAGACCAGUCAUUGAAUUACAAGGUCCAUUUUCUGAAGGAAACCAACAAUUGUAGAAUUUUCAUAAUGGGUAUAGCUGGAGUCAUUGGCAUUCUGUUGAACUGGCAUAAAAUUUCACUUUGCUGGAGGGACUCUAUCUUUUAUGGUUAACAAUCUCAUGUCAAAUGGAAGGUUAUAUGUAUUUCUUUUUAAUGAUGGAGCUUGCCCUUCUCAGAAUGAGGCCUCAUCUUCAGAUCUCUUGAAAAUGUGUGCAAGGUCAUCUCAUAAUGAACGGUCAAUAUUUACCAUCAACACAGUAUUAAAUUACCACUAUGGAGUUGCAUCAUCCUCCCCUGCCUCAGUAGACAAUCACUCGAGAAGGUUGCGCCAACGCCAUUAUAUUCAAUGUCCAAAAUCUUUGGAGUGGUAUGGAUGUAAUUUCAGGUAAUUGUGAGGGUUUUCUUUUCAAAUAAAGUGAGCUAUAAGCUCAUCUUUUUUAUGGUAACUUAGAAUUUAUAAUGUUAGCUCUCUUUUAUGAUGUGGGACUAAAUGACUUAUCUAGGGGUUCUUGUCAUGUUGAGGUGCAACAACUCAAUCCUAGCUUCACCAUCCACUUUGGAUGGUUGGGAUUGAAUUCAACAAAAAAAUAGAGUGUGGAAAGAUUUAAAAUAGGGAAAGUUUACAUACAUACCAUAUAAUUAUUAUGCAUUUGCAUGGUUAACCCCCGAAGUUUGAUAUUUGUAUUUAUAACACUUUGAUAUCAACAAUCUAUGCAUGAUAGUGAUAUUUUAGAUGUGAUGUUAAAAAUUUGAGGUUUAGGUAUAUGAAUAUGAAUGUCUAGGCAGUAGAUAUGUGGAUAUA